AUGCCCUUCAAAGUAUCCCGCGGAGGUUCUCGAUGCAUCCACGUGUACAUUUCGUGCUUCGGACCUGCUGCAAGCCUAUUGGACUGUGCAGGGAAUCCGAAUCAGCACGGAACGCACCCGAAACGUGUCCGCCUGCGCCUGCUGCGCCCUACUCCUCUGGAGUGCGCUAUUAACGCAGUAGCUCGGACUGUUCUUCGGUCUGUCAAGAGCCACGAUUCCAGCUCGCGAUCUCUCUGUCUGCUCCAAGCCGCGAAUUUGCACAUCACCGUGCUUCAAAACCUCAAGAAAGGUCGAGUUUGGCAGCGAGCAAGCCACACCAGACGCAUUUUGACCAUGGCCCAAUCAGCGCUCUCCGCAGUGGCCUCGCUUUGCGUAGCGCCGUCAACGGCGGCCCUGCCGCUCGCCGGCGCCUCGGUUAAAGCGCGCCGUCAUUCUACCAAGAGAACACCUUACUCCCUCCACGUCCGUGCUUCCACCAACCCCUCGUCCUCCUCCCCCUCCUCCUCCUCCGCCUCCGCCCCCGCCUCUGCUGCAUGCCACCCGCUCGCCCGCUCCCUCACGGCAGCAGCAGCGGCAGCUCUCGUCCUGCUGCCCUCCGCGGCCCUUGUUCUCCCACAGCCCGCCGUUGCGCUGAGUGAGCGGGAGCGGUACGAGCAGCUGGACAGCAACUUCCUCAGCUCGCCCAUUCUCAAGCAGCUGCUCAAGCAGAGCGAGGAGAACCGCGAGAAGAACCGGCAAGAGAUUGAGAACAAGUACUGCCUGCGCGGCGCUGAGUGGGGAGUGGGCGACUGUGCGUUGGGUGACGACAUUUCUGCGGAGGAGAAGAAAGACUAUUUGGAGGCUUUGAGAGAGAUUGUGACAAAGCAGGCUGCUGAGUAG
Messenger RNA from Closterium sp. Yama58-4, 879 nucleotides. The record is from the annotation of a GenBank genome assembly. Lineage: Eukaryota; Viridiplantae; Streptophyta; Zygnematophyceae; Desmidiales; Closteriaceae.